Prunus dulcis (almond) is the source of this 1728-nucleotide messenger RNA. RefSeq lists its product as uncharacterized. Gene Ontology annotation, biological process: oxidative RNA demethylation. Gene Ontology annotation, molecular function: oxidative RNA demethylase activity; ferrous iron binding; broad specificity oxidative DNA demethylase activity. The coding region runs from base 140 to 1567 and encodes 475 amino acids. The transcript has 4 exons. Gene Ontology annotation, cellular component: nucleus; cytoplasm. The record is from RefSeq and is a predicted model, not a curated record. NCBI's taxonomy places the organism in Eukaryota, Viridiplantae, Streptophyta, Magnoliopsida, Rosales, Rosaceae.
UCUUCUUUAUAGAUCGAUAAACUACCUUUUCAUUUCCUCACUUCACUUCUCAGGUGUUUCUUUUCGUUUCUGUCAAAACCAAGCGUAAUUUUCCAGCCAAGUAUAUCAGCAAAGAGCCAGCUAGGUCUGAAGAGACUCCAUGAACAAUCGUGGUCAAGCUCGAGGAAGCCCUAGAGGCGCAAGAUUCUCCAAGAAUCGUGGUCAAGCUCGAGGAACCCCCCAAGGUGGCCGACGCACCGGCGAUCACCCUCCCCAUCGACACCGCCCUCAGGCUGGAGCUGGAACUUGCGGACCUUUUCCUAAUGAUUGUCCUGGUAGCAAAGAGCUCUGGUCUAACAGUGAAAUGGAAAGUCCCCAGCAAAUGUCACCCGGUAGCUUCUCAUAUCAUUCUGAGCGCAAGUCUGCCUUCAGAAAUGCACAUCGGCAGGAAUGGCAUCCGUCUGGAAGAAAAGACACACUUCCCUGUGUUGAGAGUUUGAAAGAAGGACAUAAAUCAACUGAGUCCGCAAGCCUUAAACCAAAAGAUUUAACAUGCUCAGUUGUUCCAGAUUCAAGCGAUGAAGGAGAUUUUCCUUCAUUAUCUACUCUGAAUCAUUCUCGGAAUUCACGUUUGGGUUUAGAGAGAAUGCAUAUAAGAGAAACCCCAAGUCAUAUGACAGGGGAUGGUGAAACUUCUUUGCCCUCCAAAUCUGAAGCCAGCAGUGGGGCUUUUCCUAUUAACAGUUUUGUAAACACAACCGGCCAUCGGAACCCAGAGCUUUCUGAACACCCGGCUUUUGAUUUAUGCCCAACUAAAUCUGGGAGUUGUGUUACCCUAAACCCUCCUCUGCUAGUACAGAAUAGAGAAAGGCGGAAUGAAAUGAAGCGCUCCAAGGAAAAGCAAAAUGGAAGUGUUUUACAGCCUGGAAUGGUUCUUUUAAAGGGUUUCCUUUCCCUCAGUGAGCAGAUCAAUAUAGUGAAGCUAUGCCAAGACUUGGGUUUGGGUCCUGGAGGUUUCUACCAACCUGGUUACCGUGAUGGAGCGAAGUUGAAUUUGAAGAUGAUGUGCCUCGGUAAGAAUUGGGACCCUGUGACGAGUAAAUAUGGAGAUCACCGACCGAUUGAUGGUGCUAAACCGCCCACUAUUCCCGUUGAAUUCUUUCAGUUGGUUGAAGGUGUAAUCAAAGAAUCUCAUUCCCUUAUAAGAAAAGAUUCUAAAGUUAGCAAUUCCGAAGACAUAUUUCCAAGGAUGUCCCCAGACAUUUGUCUAGUGAAUUUUUACUCAUCAUCUGGGCGACUUGGUCUUCAUCAGGAUCGUGAUGAAAGUGAACAAAGUCUCAAUAAAGGUUUACCUGUUGUCUCCUUUUCUAUUGGAGAUACUGCAGAAUUCUUGUAUGGCGAUCAAAGGGACGUUGAGAGGGCAAAUAAGGUUUUACUGGAAUCUGGAGAUGUUUUGAUAUUUGGUGGAAAAUCAAGACUUGUCUUUCAUGGUGUAGAGUCUAUACAGCCAAAUACUGGUCCUAGGACCCUACUGGAAAAAACAAAUAUCCGGGCUGGCCGUCUGAAUCUUACUUUUAGACAAUAUUGAAAACCCGGUGUUUGUGUAUAUGUCGUAGUCUUCUCUAGUUAAGAGUUAACAUGAAGUAACAUGCUAGCUUCAUAAUGUAAUGACAGUUUAUGUUGAUAUCAUGGAAAAUGGUUUAUGUUGCAAUUCAGCACUUUCAUUUUGGAACGAGUUCAGUUUAUUCA